Molecule: messenger RNA, 1674 nt
Organism: Linum tenue
Lineage: Eukaryota; Viridiplantae; Streptophyta; Magnoliopsida; Malpighiales; Linaceae
Source: the annotation of a GenBank genome assembly
AUGACGCCCAUUUCGAAAUCUCUCUGCACCAUUCUUUGCCGCCGUUUCAGCUCCCUCCCGAAGACGAAGCCCCUCUCUAAAAUCCCUCAGAAGCGCCGGCGGCGGGCGGUCAAAGAAGCUCAACAAGUUCUCACAGAAUAUCUCCACGCCACCAAGUCUCUUCCUUUCACCUAUGCGGAGCACAUUAGCAAGAACUCCACCGUCUCCCUCUCCAAUCUCAUGGCCAACGUCGAGUACACUGCAUCUGACUUCUCCAAGUCCCUGCGCAAGUUCCUCAGGUACCACCCAAUUAAUGAGCUCGAGUUCUUCUACGAAAGCCUUGGCAUUGGCUACGAUGAGGUUCGUGGGUUUCUGCCCGCGGAUAAGUUCUUCUUCUCUGAGGAUGGCAGUGCUUUGGCAGUUGCUUGCGGGCUUUCUGGUUUUGGGUUUCCGUGGAACGAGUUGGGCAAGUUGUACAAAGAGGAAGGUGCUAUUUUUACCAAGUCGCCUGAGGAGAUUACAUCGAGGCUGCACGGUUUCAAGGAUUACGGGUUUGGUAAUACUUCCGUGAUUGGUAUCUGUAUGGCUUUCCCUUUUGUCCUGAAUGGUCAACCGGUUGAGGAGAUUGAUGCUCUGUUUAAAGAUUUGAAGAUGCUUUUCAUGGAUUUUGAUUUAGCCAGCCACGUUGAAGGAAAUUUGGAUGCUUGGUACGAGAUGUGUAGAAAACUUAAGAUGUUCUAUGAUUUAGGCUGUGAGAAGGGAAGGGUCGGUGAUUUGAUGGGUAGGAGUAAAAAGAUGUUUAUAGAUGUGCAAGAACAAGUUUUGGCAGACAAGAUACGGUAUUUUACUAGGCUUGGUGUUGGAAAGAUGGAUGUGGCUUUGUUGCUUCUGGAAAAACCAGAACUCUUGGUUCUCGACCUAGGGGCACAAAUGUUUUCCAUCAUGGGAUUGUUGAGGCAUUUUGGAUUGAGUACCCUACAACUGGCUUUUGUUUCUGAACAGUAUCCGCAUGCAUUGGGAAGGAACAAAAUGGCCAAUCUCCCUCACGUUAUGCGAGCCAUGGAUUUGCAUACUUGGUUUUUUGACAGGCUGAAAAAUGGAGAUCAUCACUUGUUGGGUAGUUAUGCUAUGACUGAUCCAGCUGAAGAUUUCGAUAAAGAGUUUGCUGAUGGCUUGGAGAGGAUCAAAGUGUCGAGAACACCUGUGCAUAACAUGAGUAAAUUGGAUUUCCUGCAUGGAAUUGGGUUCGGGGAGAAUGCUUUGACGAUGAAAGUUAUAACUUUUGUGCACGGUACAAAAAUUGAGCUGCAGGAGCGAUUCGAUUGCCUACUUAAUGCAGGGAUUGAAUUCCCCAAGCUUUGCCAGAUUAUCAGAAUCAUGCCAAAGAUUCUGAACCAAAACCCUGAAAUAAUUGAAAAGAAACUUAACUAUCUCUGCAAUGAAAUGGGGAGCUCUUUGCAGUAUCUUGAUGUUUUCCCUGCAUUUUUGAACUUCAACUUAGAGAAGCGGAUUAAACCAAGAUUCAGAUUCCACAUGUGGCUCAUGGAAAAGGGUUUGGGUUCCAAUAACUAUUCUAUUGCCAGUAUGGUUGCAACCAGUGAGAAGAAUUUCAUACAUCGUUUACAUGGAAUUCACCCAGCCGUUCCAAAGUAUUGGUUCGAGCAUUCUACAGCCAAUGAACUUGCUAACGUCUGA